GAGUGGGCAGUGUCUGAGGGUCAGUGCUGAGGGAAUACCACACUGUCAGAGGGUCAAUGCUGAGGGAGUACCACACUGUCGGUGGGUCAGUGCUGAGGAAGCGCUGCACUAUCAGAAGGUCAUUGCUGAAACUCUGCCAUCUCCCCAUUGGAUAUUGCAGAAUCAAUGACGACGCCUGUUCACCUGAAGGUUGUCCUUCUGGGCGAUUCUGGGGUGGGGAAAUCAUCCCUCAUGAACCAAUACGUGAACAAGCAUUACACCAAUCAGUACAAGGCGACUAUUGGAGUGGAUUUCCUCAACCGUAACAUCACUGUCGACGGCAAAAACGUGUGUGUGCAGCUCUGGGACACAGCUGGCACUGAGCGUUUCCAUUCGCUGGGCUCUUUCCUGUAUAGGGCCGCGGAUUGCUGUGUAUUGGUGUUUGAUGUGACCUCAGAGGCCUCCUUCAAGGCACUGGAUAGCUGGCGAAAGGAGUUCCUGCUCCAGGCUGACCCCAGGGAUCCAGACAACUUUCCAUUCCUCGUCGUUGGGAACAAGGCUGACCUGAGCGGCAGCAGAGAGGUUAUCUCAAAGCUGGCAGAGAAUUGGUGCAGUGCGCACCGUCUGAAGUACAUCGAGACCAGUGCCAAGGAUGCGCUGAACGUGGAGGAGGCAUUUCAAGAUGGCGUACGGCUCGCUUUGAAGCGGCUGAGAAGGGAGGACCAGAUUGCGGACCAAUUUGACCAGGUUCAGCUGAUGCCAGAGGAAGACAGACAGCGGAACGCCUGUGCUUGUGGCUGAACCGGAGGCAGCUUUGCUUCUAAGGCCUGUCUGCCAUCUCUGGUGGCUGGUGUGCUGACCCAGCUGCCCUCCCUCGCCUCCCACUUACUGUCUCCACCUUGCCCCAGGCUCCUGUCCUCUGUCUCAGUCCUUCCUCCUUCACAGGCAAAACCCUAUCACCCCUUCCAAUGACAGCUUGCUGUGUCCCUCAGCCAUCCAGUACCAUUUCAGGAACAUCUCGACUUGGCACCCAUCUCCGAUCUCCGCCAGCAAAGGACGGACCAGACUGUUCACUGCACUUUCACGUUAGCCGCUGGGAUCUGCUCAUUCAUUUUGUGAAGAAUUUAAAUUCAUUGCUAACAAAGAUGAACUAGAACUGAGAACACUAAAGAACGACUAGAACAAAAAUAGAAGUUGCUGGGAAAGCUCAGCAGGACUGGCAGCAACUGUGAAGAAAAAUUCAGAGUUAAGGUCCGAACGCUCCUAGGAAGGGACACCAGACCCGAAACAUUAACUCUAAUUUAUCUUCACAGAAACUGCCAGACCUGCUGAGCUUCUCCAGCUGCUGUUUUUGUUCUCAACUUACAUCACCUGCAGUUCUUUCGGUGUUUACUAAAGCAGGACUGUUAGUGCAGAGACCUGGGUAAUGUUCUGGGGACCCAGGUUUGAAUCCUGCCACGACAGAUACUGGAAACUGAAUUCAAUUUAAAAAAAAAAAUCUGAAUGAAGAGUCUGACAACAGCAAUGAAUCCAUUGUCAAUUGUUGGGAAGAACCCAUCUGGUUCACUAAUGUCCUUUAGGGAAGGAAACUGGUCUGGCCUACAUGUGACUCCAGACCCAGCAAUGUAGUUGCUCUAGGGCAGUUCGGGAUGGGUGAUAAAUGCUGCCUUUUCCAUGGACACCCUCAUCCUGUGAAUGAAUAAAGAAACCCAUGGUGACUUCA
Messenger RNA from Rhincodon typus (whale shark), 1702 nucleotides. RefSeq names its product ras-related protein Rab-7a-like. Lineage: Eukaryota; Metazoa; Chordata; Chondrichthyes; Orectolobiformes; Rhincodontidae. The record is from RefSeq and is a predicted model, not a curated record. The transcript is spliced from 6 exons. Gene Ontology annotation, biological process: endosome to lysosome transport; phagosome-lysosome fusion. The coding region runs from base 166 to 780 and encodes 204 amino acids. Gene Ontology annotation, molecular function: GTP binding; GTPase activity. Gene Ontology annotation, cellular component: late endosome; lysosome; phagocytic vesicle.